Molecule: messenger RNA, 3997 nt
Organism: Toxotes jaculatrix (banded archerfish)
Lineage: Eukaryota; Metazoa; Chordata; Actinopteri; Toxotidae
Gene: mmp11a
Product: matrix metallopeptidase 11a
Exons: 8
Coding region: 152-1594 (480 amino acids)
Biological process (GO): proteolysis; collagen catabolic process; extracellular matrix organization
Cellular component (GO): extracellular matrix
Molecular function (GO): metalloendopeptidase activity; zinc ion binding
Source: RefSeq, a predicted model, not a curated record
AAACUGAGGAGGGAACAAAGAAAUCAGAGUCUAUUUAAAGAGAAGUGGCCCCCGAUCCUGCAGCCGUGUGACUCCCGGCACUGCGCACCGCACUCAGCUGCGCCAAAACCAACCUGCCUGUGCACCACCACGGCUCCCGACGGCGGCGAGGAUGCGGACUUCUCUGGUCGUGUGCUGCUGCGUCUUCGCUCUGCAAUGCUUCCCGGGCACGCUUUGUCUUCCAGUGCGGGGAUCCAGCAGGUACAAGGUGACAGCGGUCUCUGAAAAGUUUCCCGACCUGAAGAAGAGAGGAAAGGUUCCUCACACUCAGGACUUAGUGAAGGAGACAAGCUCGCUGAACAACUCAUCUAACACCUGGAACCGACCUCGCUGCGGCGUACCGGACUACCCCGCCCAGAAGCAGGUGCACUAUCGAGGGCGCCACCGCCAGAGACGCUUCGUCCUGUCCGGAGGACGCCUGGACAAGACGGACCUCACCUACAGGAUCGUCCGGUUUCCGUGGCAGAUGAGUGAAGAAAAGGUGCGACGUGUUUUUCGGGAGGCGCUGAAAAUCUGGAGUGACGUCACGCCGCUCACCUUCACGGAGAUCCACAGCGGGAAGGCCGACAUCCGCAUCGACUUCACAAGGUACUGGCACGGAGACAACCUUCCCUUCGACGGCACGGGUGGGAUUCUCGCUCAUGCCUUCUUCCCCAAAACACACCGACAGGGCGACGUUCACUUCGACUACGAUGAGUCGUGGACCCUUGGAAACCACAUGGGCACAGACCUUCUCCAGGUUGCUGCCCAUGAGUUCGGGCACGUCCUGGGCCUGCAGCACUCCCGCGAGCCGGGAGCCAUCAUGUCUGCAUACUACUCCUUCUCCUAUCCGCUGAGGCUGAGCGAGGAUGACAAGCGAGGCAUCCAGUUCCUGUACGGAUCCCAUUCACAAGUCCUGCCCACGCCGCCGCCACCCCCGCCUCCACCUCCGUCCAACCCAGAGACCAACGAGAUCAUCCCUGCUUCCCAGCCCGACGCCUGCCGCACGGACUUUGAUGCUGUGUCUAUGAUCCGAGGGGAGCUGUUCUUCUUUAAGUCGGGCUACGUUUGGCGGAUCAGGGACGGGCAUCUGGAGAAUGGCUACCCAGCGCUGGCGUCCCGUCACUGGAGGGGGAUUCCUGACAACAUUGACGCCGCCUUUGAAGACAAGUCGGGGAACAUUUGGUUCUUUCGAGGUGAGAAAUACUGGGUGUUCGAUGCCGAGAUGCAGAUCCGAGGGCCGGAGUCCAUCAGGAGUUUGGGUCUGUCUGUGUCUGGGAUCCAGGCGGCGCUGCGCUGGGGCCACGACUCCAACUACAACACAUACUUCUUCAAGUCAGGCAGCUACUGGAGGUUUAGCCCCCGCGAGAACCGGGUGGAGUCUGUCUACCCACGCAGCAUGCAGGACUGGAGCGGCAUCCCCGACAACGUGGACGCCGCCUUCAGGGACAUCUACGGCUACGCUCACUUUAUCCGAGGACGACAGUACUGGAAGUUUGAUCCUGUGGGCAUGAACUCUUUGGAGGGAUACCCUCGCUACAUCGGCAUGGAUUUUUUUGGCUGUAGAAACGUGUGAGUCUUUAACUGAGAAGAAUCAGAUUUACAGUUUUUUCUUUUUUUUUUUGACAAUGAAGAGGAGCUUUUGGAAUAAAGGCAUUUGUAUUUUCAGUCUACGGAUUGAAGGGGAUCCAAAGAUCAUCUCCUUUAAAUCUAUUUAUGCUUUACUCCAUUUAUUGAUACCCAUCAACUACACCUUCUUCUCAGGAAAACCAAGUUAUGUUUCCUCAGACUUGGCACCUCCUGUGCAGCUACGCUCAUAUUUAUUUUGCACAUUUUGUCACUAGAAGACUGAGAUCUGGGCCCUGUAUUAUCGAACUGCACCGUUCUCACCUCCUUUCUUUGAGAUGUUUGACUGAUUUUGGUUCACAGACAGAGCCGGUACAGACCGGCUGUCUUACUCCCUGCAGUGUUUCCAUUUCAGCUGGUUUUUUUUUACUGAUCCUCAGGUGUUUGAAGAGUGGCAUCAAAACUUAAAGCUGCAGCAGGUAGAUCUGUACACGAGCUGCUGUAAAUGGCUGUGAGCCUCAGCGUUUAGAUAUAAACAUCUUCAGCUGCACUGCUGUGUGGAUUUAGCAGGAAUUGCGCGUUGAGAUGAACUGUUGCACCAGUUCUCCUGUCGGGUGUUUUCAGGUGCCAUUAAACCCCUGCAGAGGAGGAGGGAACAGUGGAAAACCAUGUGGACAAUGUGAAGUCAUUUACGGCCUUUCUGUUUGUUUGAAGCAUCAGUGUGAGGAAGGUUACGGUCUCCUCAUCGCUCCACUCAGAUCUGAUGUUUUCAGUGUUUCAGUGACGAGUCACAUGCUUCAGCUUUUGCAGAAUUAUUUUUUCCAACUUUUUGACUUUCUUUUGGAAAAGCACUAAACUGUCUGCAAACAGUCAUGUCAGUGCUGACAUUUGAGAGAAGAGAGAAUCCCUAAAGCGUUCAGUUGUGUGAUUGAGAUGUGUGAUUGAGGCAGAAGACAUGUUGGACCUUUCACGUUAAAUCUUUCCUCACGUUGUUGUUAGAUCUUAUGUUACCUGCUUUUCUUCCCAACUAAACAAAAGAAUUUCUGCAUUUUGGAGCCUUGAAGAAAUUCAGUGUUCAUGUGGGAGGAAAAAUGCGAUAACAUCACUGCAUGCCAAGUUUUGAUGUCACUCCUCUAACAUGAUGAUGUGAAGCUCUUUGGUAGUCAUUGCUCAGCGGGCUGUAGGCCUCUGCUUUAGGAAAAGCUGCAGGGCGCCAUCUAGAGGGCAGCACUGUCACCCUGCAGGAGGAGUGUGAUAUUCCCCUCAGACGACGUCCUCAUGUCUUUACUUACCUGUAACACGGUGCUCUGUUCGGGCUGGUCAGUGUGACACGUUCAGGGACAGCGGCUGCUGCGAGGAUCAGCUGUUCUCAACCUGCCGAAGUUAAAGAAACAGACAUUAACUCUGACCGCGUUUGUGUUUUCAGGCCAUUCAGCUACAUUUCAGAUUUCAUUUAAACUGUAAAAUCCAUAAAACUGAUAUAAAUUUGUGUUGAGGAAUAUUUUUUCCUCUUAUUCAUCACAACCCUUCGAAUUUAUCUGGUGAACUGUUUAGUAAAGUAGUUAAAACCAGCUCCACCCUGAGCAGCUACAGCAGUAAAAUGCUACGAACACACUGAUGCAUCAGUAUUAACAAUUCAACACUUUAACACCGGCGACAUUUUACUGCAGGACAAGUACUUUUACUUGAACUUUAUAGGAUUUUGAAUUCAGGGUAUUUUUACAUUUCUGUAUUGAUCAUUUUACUCUAGUAAAGGAUCUGAGUACUUCCUCCAGUACUGCUGGAUAGUGAAAGGUUCUCACGGACCUCAAGGGUUCACAUUAUGGACUGUUUGUGGGCCGGGACACCCAGGUUGAGAACUGCUGUUCCUGCUGAUCUGACACUUGCUCUGCUGUGUCCCUGGCUGCAGCACUUGAAAUGUGAAGGCUCAGUUCAUCACGUUAUUUUUCAGUGCAGGACACUGACGGGUCAUUACGGUUUUCAUCAUUCAGACUUUGUUGUUUCUUUACAGUUUGUUGUUUUUUUGUUGUUUGAAUCGUUUCUUCCGCUCAUUUCAAGUGUUAAUCAGUGAACUGACUGCUUCCAAAAAAUAUUUAUACACAGUAGACUUAGCACAGCUUUCUUGUACAUACAUGUCUUUGAUUAUUAUUUUUUACUCAUGUGUAGCCUAAACCUUGUACUGUAUGAACUGCAUAUUGUUUCUUUAAUAAAACCAUAAUCUUUUUACCGAACUUUGUCAAACUGCCUUUGGAGGAAGAUUAAAGCUGAUUCACAGCUUCACUGAAACUAAAGCAAGGAAAGUUUCAAAUGUAUUUAUACUCCAUUAAUAUUUUCUUUUAUCAAAAAAGUAAGUUUUUAAAUGAUUUUCCAUCUGUUGUGCACAGUGAAAUAAAUUUCCUUUAUCUAAAUGUCA